AUCCACCCCCCUCCUUUCUUUCUCCCUCCCUCCCGUGACCUCCUCUCCCCCGAUCCUCCGGUCGGCCGGCGCGACCUCCGCUCCACAUCCUCCGGCCCCGCUUGCGACCUCCUACCCCAACGCCGGCGCGCGGCAGAUCCAACCCAGCAGCCGCCCCUUCUCCCCUGUCUCCUCCUCCCAUCAGAUCCAUCGCCGCCGCCACCUCCUCAUCUCCUCCUCCCUUCAGAUCCAUCCACCCGCUGCCGCCCCUUCUCCCCCGUCUCCUCCUCCCAUCAGAUCCAUCGCCGCCGCCACCUCCUCUUCUCCUCCUCCCUUCAGAUCCAUCCACCCGCUGCCACCCCUUAACCCCUUCUAACCCCUUCUCCAGUGGAACCGCAUCUCCCCGAGCGCCGCCGCCGCUGUUGAGCACCCGCCGCCGGAGGGGUCCGCGAUGCGUCCCGAGCCAAUCGUGCUCUACGGCGGAGAGGCGAUGGAUUCAGCAGGCGCCUCGAAGCCCGAUGAGGAGGUGGCUGCCUACCAGAGCAGCGAGGCCAAGCAGGCGAGGCUGCAGUCCAUGCUCGCGGCGCUCCUCGACGACCCCAUUCUAGCCGACCUCCCGAGGAAGCCCCCGCUGGCGGACGUGGACACGCUCAUCAACCUCGAGCUCGGCAGCGCCAUGAGGGUGACCGUCGUCAAGCUGGACAACACCUCGUUUGAUGUCGCGGUGUUGAACACUGCUACGCUCAAGGAUUUGAAGCUGGCUAUCAGGAAGUGAUAGUCAGAUUUAUUUGUCUGAAACUGUGGAAGGAUGAAUUCUGACAUUCAUGUCAUCUAAUUCAUUCAUGCUGACAUGUGUUGAUCUAAUUAGUUGACAUCCUUCGAAAUGCUGCCGAUUUGUCUUUGCUAUUUAAUAUAUCCUAUGAUGGGCACUAAGGCACUGUUGAUCCACCAAAAUUUUCUUAGUUUAGAUGGGUGUGAUUAUCUAAAUAAGCUGAGGGUCACGAGAUGUAUGGUAUUAACCUGAAUUCUUAGUAGGCUCGAGAUGUUGAGAAUCCUAGCUGAAGUCGUGUUUUAGUUUGACUUUGCACUGUGUAUUGAAUAGUUGAAUCUGUGUACAUAAGGUUAUUCAAGCCUGCUUGAAUUAGAUUCCAAGCUGGAACUUAUUCUAAUUUUUAGUUUGAUUUUGCACUGAACUUGACCUGUCUGGUAUUGACUAGCUGAAUGUGUGUACACAAGGUUAGUCAAACCCAUUUGAAUGAAGGUCCCUAUCUUAACUAAUCUAUUUCAGUUAAGCUAAGGAGAAUAUAAUGUUCGAAGAUUGUCCUCUUAAAGAAGUAUGAGCUCAACAUAGAAAGAAUUUUCUCUCUAAGAUGUUACACUGGUAUCUAUAUUCUAAACUAGGAUCCCAUUUCUGUGACUCCAUGAAGCUUCGGUCAUGUGGUUAUAAGUUUAUCUAGGACACUACAUUGUUUGCCUGUCUGAUAUAACGAGAGCACUCACUGCAAAGAGUUCUUGGCAUCAGUAUUUGUUAACGCUAAAUUGUCAGAAAGUAUUAUACCUAUUCAUCCAAGAAAGGCUACUGUGUAGUAUGAGGAUUGUAGUGUUGUUAAAAUAAAUUGUAGAUUUGGGAAGGCUCAACUAAUUUAUUGCUGUGCAGACAGAACAUUACUAGAUGCUGGGAAAAAUAAACUGUAGAAAAUUACGAGCCGACAUACGUGUUCUGUAAUUAAAAAGCUUCAGCUGCAUAAGUGUAAAACUAGUUAGAGAUCCUACCUUAUUGAAUGUUAGCUAUGCUUAAUAAUAUGGCCUUCUAAGUUCUAUCACAAUGUUACCUCUUCAGCUGUAUAAUAGCCGUCAGGCUUGUAUUGUAUUCCCCAAAAGUACCAACUUGUAAACCCUACCUGAUGGACGUCAUAUACUGCUGGUCAAAGGUUGAGACAUCGAUUCUUAUCAUGCAUAAUCUCGACAUCUGAUGCAAUCAUACUCUGCAUCUGUAUUGCUGCUGCAGUUUUUGUAGUUAUAUUCUAUGUAGAGUCCUGAAACAUUUUCCUCAUAGGGCGCCACCUUCAGAGAGGUGACAGAAAUGACUGACAUUUUUGAAGGAAGCAUCAUACGGCUAGUUAGGAGGCUGGAUGAAUUUCUGAAUCAGCUAAAAGCUGCUGCUGAAGCUGUUGGGGAGGUCAACCUUGAGAGUUUGCCAGCUAAAAGCUGCUGAAGCUUCUUGUUUCCCUUGCAUUUGUUAACUUGCACAGGGCAUGAUUGCUCUAUUGUCUAUUGUCUAGAAAAACUGAUCGCCUACCUGGGUGGCAUCUGCAUCGUGCUUGCCAGAUUAUUUGUGUGGUCAAAUGAAACGGAUGACAGUGGAAGCCAUGUUGUUUUGUUUGUUCCCAGCGUUGACUAUGGUCGUCGAGCGAAUCCGGCAUGUUGUUCAUCUAGUAGAGCUUGUUAGGAGUCUGAAUCUAAGAACUUGUAGAGCUUGUUAGUAUUACAAUUGUAGAGCUUGUUACACUUGUAGAGCUUGUAAAGCAGUAUGGUCUUCUGUAUUGGAAUGGAUAGAGCUUGUAUCAUGUGAUCUGGUUGCUCUUAUUUAAGUAUCAUGUGUGUUUUUGUC
Molecule: messenger RNA, 2590 nt
Organism: Triticum urartu
Lineage: Eukaryota; Viridiplantae; Streptophyta; Magnoliopsida; Poales; Poaceae
Source: RefSeq, a predicted model, not a curated record